UGGCAAACGCAUCACGUUUUGCAAUCUGUUUCGGGGUGUCAUUAAUUUAACCUUGACACCUGCACCAGAUCUCAUGUACGCCAUGCGAUUGCAAUGCAGAGGCGGACUGACAACUCAUGGGGCCCCCGGACAAUAGGGGAUCAUGGGGCCCCUGUGUCCUUGCCCAAACUCAAAAAAGCCUAUAAAAAAGCUACCAGGGGCAUCUCAUGGGGCCCCCUACUGACCCCGGGCCCCUAGGGCAGUGCCCGAGUUUCCAAAUGGUCAGUCCCCCCUGCACACAGGAUUUGCAGUGUUUCCCACACGGCA
Molecule: messenger RNA, 306 nt
Organism: Staurois parvus
Lineage: Eukaryota; Metazoa; Chordata; Amphibia; Anura; Ranidae
Source: the annotation of a GenBank genome assembly